AUGCUUAACCAAGAAGAAGAAGGAGAAGAAGAAGACGAUAUAAGCUUUUAUGUUCAAACAAAUGAACCUAAUAUGCUCAAAUCGAUUUCGGGAUCAAAUUCUUAUGGGAAUCUUGCAGAUGAACGAAUUAAAAUUAAUCGAGAACCACCAAUAGAUGAAUAUCGUCGUGAAUCACAGAUUCGUCGACAAAGUAUUAUAAUUCGAGAACAUCAAUUGGCACAAUAUCCAAUCAAUUAUGAUCCAUCACCACAAAUUAUUCGAAAAAAACUUGAAGAUUAUCAUGAACCUAUUGUCUAUAAACAACAAAUUGCUGUUCGAUAUUUAUGUCCACCUACACCACCACCACCGGCUCCAUUAAUUAUUCGAGAAAUUCGACCACCUGAACCAUUAUCAUUACCACCUAUUAUUAUUCGUCAACAACCUCCACCACCAGUUACUCCACCACCAAUAAUUAUUCGAGAACGACCACCAACACCACCAUCUUAUAAUACACCUCAGAUAAUUUACAAACGAGUAUCACCUGUUAAACAAAUACAACGUCGUGUUAUUAUUGAACGUUUACCUCAAAUGCCUGCUAAACCUCCUGAUAUUAUUGUUGAACGUUGGCUUCCAUAUAAACAACAAAAACGAAAAGUCAUUUAUGAGAAAGCACUACCAACUAAUGACAAUUCAACAUCAUCUAAUGAUCAAUACGUACAGAAUAGAUUCAUCAAUCAAUAUAAAAAUCCAUUAGUACAAAUGGAAAAACAAAUGCGUUCAUUAAGUAUAACAUCACGUGAUCGAUUUGAACAAGAUAAAAAUUCAUAUCUAUCUUCUCAAACAAAAAAUACCGAAUCAAUCUAUGAUAAUACUUUACCAUUAAAAAUUGAAUAUUCAAAUCAACGAUCAAAUUAG
This is a messenger RNA of Rotaria sordida, 894 nucleotides long. NCBI's taxonomy places the organism in Eukaryota, Metazoa, Rotifera, Eurotatoria, Philodinida, Philodinidae. The record is from the annotation of a GenBank genome assembly.